GGCAGUUGCAUGUGUAAAGAAUACAGUAACCAGUUUGGCUUUGGAUGAAUAUAUAGUUUAUGCUUUGUGCUGUUUUUUAUGCAUAUAGUCCUCGGGAUUAAGUCUAAUUCGUUUGAUCUGCCUGGUCAAGUUGGCAACUUUUGUUGCUAUGGAAAUUUAGCAGCAGAAACGGCUUAGCCACCCAAUGACCUGCUGUAAAGGACUCUAUUACAUGCAAGUGGGUUGAGCUGGGACUCAGAGUGUUUUUUUUUUCUCUCUCUUUUUUUCAGUAUUCUCUCUGUGACAGUGCUUGCUGCUGGGUUGGUUAAAGUACUACUAUUUGCACCUGCUUAUCAUACCUCCAUUGACUGUUUGGCUGACCCGGCUGCUCCUCACAUCCAAGAGGGGGAGUUGCAAUGGCAAUUCUCAUACAUGAGAGGUGUAACAGGGUAAACAUGUUCUUGUUAAUCGUGCUAGAGCAUGAAUGAACUCGUAAAAUGCAGUGCAGUGCGACACAUAAUGGCUUUCACAAGGCAGCAAAACAUUUAGUGCGGUGCCGCUCUGAGAACUGCGCUUGGGAGCUGACUGAAAUGAGGUUAUUGCCUUUGAUUGCUGAUAUUGAAUAAGCUGACGUGAGGGGGGCUGUCUUACAGGACCUGCAACAGUUAAAGGGGCGUCCAACACACACUUUCCCUUGCUCUCAUUCACAUGUCUUUAUCAGUGGUCUGGAGCGUUAAUCCUCUUAAAUUCCAGUCAACAGAGGCGGGGCAAAUCUCUUACUGCGUUUUCAGUUUUCUCCACGGUUAUUUAGAGUGUGAGGCAAUGUGCAGGGUGCAUGGCCGACGGACUUAAUGCAAAACUGUAAUGUUUUUUUCUUCUCUAGAGUAGCUGUGUAGACAGUGCGUCCGGGAAAGCGGGCAGAUGCGGCUCCGGCCAUGACUCGUCCCAGGAAGCACGGCAUUGAAGCGGCGUUGAUCUUCCUGUCUGUCGCCCAGCUGACUGCAGCUCUGAAGUGUGUGUGCCAGCUGUGUACCAACCACACCUGCGAGACGAGCGCGGACGGGGCCUGCUGGAACUCUGUGAUGCUGAUUGAUGGGAAGGAGGAGACGGUGAAGUCCUGCCUGUCACCCUCGGAGAUGAAGGGCCAGGUCUUCUGCUACAGCUCCCGUAACGUCUCCAAGAGGAACUGCUGCUUCACUGACUUCUGCAACAACGAGACUCUCCACCUGUAUCCAGAGAGGCCUUUGGCUGAGCCAGGCUGGGGCAGACUGGAGCUCGCCAUGGUGAUCCUGGUUCCCUCCUGCCUGCUGUGUGUGUGUAUCCUGGUGGGGGUGUUUGCCGUGCAGGGCCAGCGCUGUAGUUAUGGCAGAGCCCACAAGCAGGAUGCAGAGGAACCUUUGGAUGACCAAAUGCUCAUGUCACCUGACAAAUGUCUCAAAGAUAUGAUUUACGAUAUGAGUACGUCCGGCUCUGGCUCGGGUCUGCCACUGCUGGUGCAGCGGACCAUAGCUCGGACAAUCGUCCUGCAGGAGACCAUAGGGAAGGGGCGAUUCGGGGAGGUGUGGCGGGGCAAGUGGCGAGGAGAGGAUGUGGCUGUGAAAAUAUUCUCCUCCAGAGAUGAGCGGUCCUGGUUUCGUGAAGCGGAGAUUUAUCAGACCAUCAUGCUCAGGCAUGAGAACAUUUUGGGCUUCAUUGCUGCCGACAACAAAGAUAAUGGCUCGUGGACUCAGCUGUGGCUAGUAUCCGAGUACCAUGAGCAUGGCUCCCUGUUUGACUACCUGAACAGGUACACGGUCUCUGUAGAGGGCAUGAUCAUCCUGGCUUUGUCCAUAGCCAGUGGGCUGGCACACCUCCACAUGGAAAUCAUCGGCACUCAGGGGAAGCCUGCCAUUGCCCACAGAGACAUCAAGUCUAAAAAUGUGCUGGUGAAGAAGAACGGCACAGCGGUCAUCGCCGACUUGGGGCUGGCAGUGAAACACGACUCCAGCACCAACACCAUAGACAUACCGUCCAACCACAGAGUGGGAACCAAGAGGUACAUGGCCCCAGAGAUCCUGGAUGAAACAAUCAACAUGAGCAGCUUUGAGUCAUUCAAGCGGGCGGAUAUCUACUCACUCGGCCUGGUGUUCUGGGAACUGGCUUGGAGAUGCUCCGUCAGGGGACUUCAUGAGGAUUUCCAGCUGCCUUAUUAUGACCUGGUGCCUUCAGAUCCGUCCAUCGAGGACAUGAGAAAAGUGGUGUGUGACCAGAAACUGAGACCCAACAUUCCUAAUCAGUGGCAGAGUUGUGAGCAGGCUUUGCGUGUGAUGGGCAAACUGAUGAGAGAGUGCUGGUACGCCAACGCUGCAGCUCGACUCACUGCACUGCGGGUCAAGAAAACACUCUCUCAGGUGACUGUCAUCAAGGACGUCAAAGAUUAGCUAGACUUGUUCCGCCGCAGAUCAGCACCGGUGCUGGCACUGGUGCAAACAAAGUGACUGAGAGUUGUUGGGAGCAAACUGUCCUCUCUAGCUGCCUGAGGCUGCCCCCCUCAGGAUGGGACCGCACUGUACAGCCUCAGUGAGCGUGAUCAGGUUGUUGCUCGUGCCAAAGGAUUGCAGGGGACUUUAAGGCAGACUUGCCUCGUUUUUGAGCUGAACUGCGCCUGUAAGUUCAGCUGAACGUUUGACAGGAAGAGCCAUGUGAAGAGGAAUAAUAUGUACAAAGGAUAUACAGAUUGUUUUGCUACCUCAGAUGUUGAAGUGCCCAAAGCUUGAAGUUGCACACUGAGAUGUAUUUUUGUGCCAUAUCUUGUAGCAAGCAGCGCUAGGUAGUGUGCUAACUGUCUGUCUCAAAGGAUAAGAUGCCCUUGCUGCUCUAAGUGGCCCCACAGGACACACAGACAUGCAUACAGACUGUCCAGAAUAAUCCUUACUAUAAAGUUUACACACUCCCCACUUUUGCUCAGUUAUUACUAUCUCACACAUUUUGUAGUAUGAAACCCAUGUGGAUGAUUUACUCCACAUUUUCCCCGAUGACAGCCUCUUGUAUCCCUUUGCUAAAUAUUUUUACUGUGAUCUGAUCCAAGUUAUUGAUUUGUCUUUAUGUCAAGAGAAGCACAGCUGUGAGCAUGAUUAGUUCUUACAAAAAUACUGCAGAUCUAAAGCCUUCAGUCAGUUAAACGAGCACUUUGUUGACUAACCAUUUAAUGCUGAUGUGGUGACAAGCAGUUUAUUAUCAACUUACAAAUGUACAUGUUUGUAUGUUUUGCAUUUGUGCAUACUUUUUAAGAAUGUUAUUGAUUGAUUCAAAUUGUGAAAUCCACACUACCCCAUGUACACGUCAAUAUUUCAAAUGACCUACAUACAAGUUAUCAUUAUCAUUGGCUGAUGUAGCUGUUUGGGAUGGAAUGUGUCACAAUAUGAUGAUGUGAUUUUAAUUGUGUAAAUGUAUAUUGGUAUCAGCAGUCAAUCAGUGUAAUUGUGUUUUCUUGAAUGCCUUUCAAGAGGAAUCUCACUUGCAGAGCACAGUCCUCUGGCUGGACAGAGAUGGUCAUCACUAUGAUUCAUAUGAUCACUAAUACUAUAGUCACACAUGGCUUGUAAAGCCUUGUCUUAAUAGGCUUAGGAAAAGGGCCCACGUGUGUGUGAGCAUGCCUGUGUGUGUGUGUGUGUGUGUGUGUCUGCAUGAAUUUGUGUGCGUUGUGUGUGUCUGUGUGUGUUCAUUUCAUAUCGCGGAUUGAUCCUGUAUUUAAAGAUUUGAGUUGUCAUCAUUGUGUUUUUAAAAUUUUACUGUGGGAAAAAAAAAAAACUUCUGCAGUUCCUAUCCACCACAGCUUUUAAUUUGUCUAGUUUUACAUUUGAUUUCUUUGACUUGUUUACUUUCUGUUGUUGCUAAAGCACGUAAGCCACUUCUGUAGCAGACUACAUUAUUUGUGUUGCAUCAGUGUUGACGUGUACAUAUUCUCUUAUUAUGAAGGGGUGUGGAUGACUGGACAAUGUGCACAAAGUCAGUGUUGCAUCAGCAGUGUUACAUAUUGAAAGUAAGCCAACAUAGGCUACUAUAUUGGCAGGUCAAAUAUGAGGAUUUUACAGUUUAAUCACUCAGUUAAUGUUCAUGUUCAAAUGUUUUUUUGGAGGGGGCAGAGGGUCAGAGAAAUUAUUGGUUCAUUUUAUAUAUGGAAUUAUUUUACACUGUGUUACAAGACAUAAUCGUAAAUAUAAAAAAAUGCAGUAUUGUGGCGUCUCGCUCUGCUUAUGUCCAUUGAAGAUGAGUUCAUUUUAUUUGUAUAGAGUUAUGUGGGGCCAAGCUUCUCUUGUGGUCUAUAUAUCUGGUUCUCCAAGAAUCAAGUGACAGAGGGCACAGAGACGUAUACAAGAGGAAAUGUCUAGCUUAUAAGAUUCAUCAGUCAUUCCAAAGAAAGUUGAUGACUAUGUGCAAUUUCUGAUUGGGGUCUUUUUUAUCUUGUGUAAGACACAUCCUGAAAAUUUCCCCAUGAGUAAUGUGAUGUUACUUUCAUACAACAACAAUCUGCAAAGGAUUGUUUUUUUGUUUUUUGUUUUUUUUUAAUCCUCCACUUAAUUAUAUCCAUACUUUUGAGUGAUGUGUAACUGUUUUUGUGUUGUUAGCUCAGUUGUGGAUCACUUAUAACAUGCCAUUGCGUUGUAUCUCUGCACUAUUUAUUGUACAUUAUAUAGAAAUAUGUGAUAUCAAGAGUCAAUAAACUAUUUUUCAUGAAUGUA
Molecule: messenger RNA, 4700 nt
Organism: Myripristis murdjan (pinecone soldierfish)
Lineage: Eukaryota; Metazoa; Chordata; Actinopteri; Holocentriformes; Holocentridae
Gene: acvr1c
Product: activin A receptor type 1C
Exons: 9
Coding region: 915-2399 (494 amino acids)
Biological process (GO): protein phosphorylation; cellular response to growth factor stimulus; cell surface receptor protein serine/threonine kinase signaling pathway
Cellular component (GO): signaling receptor complex; plasma membrane
Molecular function (GO): transmembrane receptor protein serine/threonine kinase activity; ATP binding
Source: RefSeq, a predicted model, not a curated record